This is a messenger RNA of Aspergillus tanneri, 3411 nucleotides long. RefSeq names its product mRNA cap guanine-N7 methyltransferase (gene ABD1). Gene Ontology annotation, molecular function: mRNA 5'-cap (guanine-N7-)-methyltransferase activity; zinc ion binding. Gene Ontology annotation, biological process: 7-methylguanosine mRNA capping. Lineage: Eukaryota; Fungi; Ascomycota; Eurotiomycetes; Eurotiales; Aspergillaceae. The record is from RefSeq and is a predicted model, not a curated record. The transcript is spliced from 5 exons. Gene Ontology annotation, cellular component: nucleus. The coding region runs from base 1 to 3411 and encodes 1136 amino acids.
AUGGUUGACGCUAGGCGCAACCAGGGAAUUGAAUCAGCAAAGCGACAUGCUGGCAUCAGCUCUUUCGGAUAUUCAUUGCUCGUUUUUCUCGUUAUCAUCUCUUUAUCAUCUCUCACUUCGUUCAACGGCCGCAAGGACUGCGAAUCAAUACUAGUUAGUCGACGAACGGACGCCGUCAGCGCUAGUACCAUGUACGAUCCAGCACGGGACUCAUGGGACGCUCACCGCGUCCCCGACAUGCCCGCGCCUCCCGAUGAUCCCACCCUAACAGCACAAUCCGUGACGCAAGAACGAUCUUUUCUAGUCACAUCCGCUGCUCCUCCCAUCCAGUCAUUUACGAAGCCCACAGAACUCGAGAAACCAUCGCAGCUGCUGACAGAUAAAGACGGAAACCAAUCAGCUCCUCAGUCUAAAAUGACAAACCUUCCUCCGGCAUCUCCUGAUCGCACCGCUCCAUCACCUAGAGCGACCCGUCCAGAGCAGAAUGGCUCCUCAGCGGGCAAGAAACGAAAGCCGACGGAAGAGGAGGCGGUAUUAGACAAGCAAAAGCCUGCCCCGGACCGUCCGGUUUCAAAGCGCAAACGCCUUGAAGAGCGGCACCUGAAGCAGCGAAGACGCGGCCGAACCCCCCCGUCGGCUUACUCUCGACGUGACGGGGAGGAGUUUGCGUCGGCCCCUGCUCGAAAUGACCGGUCUGACCGACCCGUCUCUCCUCUUGCUCCUCCACGGUCCCCUACGCCGGAGGAGAAACCACGCCAGCGGAAACGACCCGGUGGCGGCGCCCGGAUGGGACUGGUGGACCGGGAAACCCUACGUCGGAGACAGGAGGAGAGGGAGCGUGCGCAGGAAGAAGAUGCUCUGCGGACUUCUCAAAGUCGGGGUGUGACUGACAUUGUCCGACAACAUUACAAUGCAGUGCCCCAGAGAGGGCGGGAGUGGCGAAAGACCGAGAGUAAGAUCAAGGGACUACGGAGUUUUAAUAACUGGAUAAAGAGCACUCUGAUUCAGAAGUUCUCCCCCGAUGAAGAAUUCCUGUCCAGGGUGAAUGAGAGUAAGGAUUGGGCGGAGGGAACCGCACCACCUCCCAUGGAGGAAAAACGGCUCCUGGUGGUGGACUUGGGUUGUGGCAAGGGAGGAGAUUUGGGUAAAUGGCAGCUAGCCCCGCAAACAGUGGAUCUGUAUGUUGGACUGGACCCCGCUGAAGUUUCCACUGUGCAAGCGCGCGAGCGGUAUAAUGGAAUGCGAUCGGGUCGAGGCUCGCGCGGAAGGCGGACUAACCCUAUUUUCCACGCCGAGUUUUUCGUCAAGGACUGCUUUGGAGAGUGGCUGGGUGAUCUGGACAUUAUUCAGCAGGUCGGCAUCGACCCUAAUGUUGGCCCCGGAGGAUCAGUGAUGAGCUCCCGCUGGGGUGGCGGUGGCUUCGACGUUGUUGCAUCCAUGUUCACCAUCCACUACGCCUUCGAGAGCGAGGAUAAAGCGAGACAAAUGCUGCGCAAUGUUGCUGGAUGCUUGAGGAAGGGUGGCCGCUUUCUGGGCGUGUGUCCAAACUCCGACGUCAUUAGUGCGAGAGUGUCGGAGUUCAACGCGAAACGAAAAGAGCGCGAAGCUGCAGCAAAGCAAGCCGAGCCAGAGGACGGCGAAGUCGAGGAAGAUACCAAGGUGGAGUGGGGGAAUUCCAUAUAUCGAGUGCGAUUUCCUGGCGAGACCCCAGAAGAUGGCAUUUUCCGACCGCCUUUUAGAUGGAGAUACAGUUAUUUCAUGGAAGAGGCGGUGGAGGAGAUUCCAGAAUAUGUGGUCCCUUGGGAGGCUUUUCGCGCUCUGACGGAAGAUUACAAUCUGGAACUCCAGUAUCGCAAACCAUUCAUGGACAUCUGGCGUGAUGAGAAGGAUGACCCAGAAUUGGGGCCUUUAAGUGAGCGCAUGGGAGUCCGAGACCGCAACACCGGGGCGCUUCUCAUGACGGAGGAAGAGAAGGAGGCAGCCAGGAACCUGAGGGCAAGAGAGAUGGCAACGCCCACUCCGGGACGAGCACAUUACACUCCCAGCUCGACACAAAGAGCUCCCCGUCAACGAGAACGGCCCUCUACGCCCCCGUUACCUGACUACGAAGCUCCAAUCGCACCUCUGACAGCCGCAGGGCACAAUGCGCUCCUUUCAUUGCUGAAAUCUCAAUCCCUACAUCACCUCAAAACCCACCUUCAACAUGCGGGGAUGAAGUUGACGGAUUCAGCGGGGGAGGUCAAUGAAAGAUUAACUGAUGCGCGGAUGAGAUAUCAGAAACAGAAGGAUCGGAGGAGGAGGAGCAGAAGUGGGGGGGAUGAAGAUGAGGAUGGGGACGCUGUCGAGGAUGAAGAAGAAAUCAAUCGAUUGGCGCAGUUGGAGGAACGAGUUGGUGAUAUUACGGGAAAAUUGGAGUUGCAGGUGAGACAGACCGUGGAUGCGGAGGCUAAGGUUGACGCGUUGACGGGGGCGUUGGGGCAAUUUGAAAGAGAGGCGGAGGAGGCGAAUGCUCCGAGAUCUCAGACUAGAAGGGGAGGGGGACGGUCAAGGAGAGGGGAGGGAGAAGAUGAGGAUGAAGACGGUGAUGAUGGAGAUUACGAAGCGACGCCUGAACGGGAUAUUGUGGGUGAACCGGCUUCGCGGAGACUGGAGGACAGGCUUAAUAAAAGUUAUGCCGAAUGGGAUAGGCUGUCCUUGACUCAAAGAUACUCCGCAAACAACACAUAUAUUGGGUUCUACCGGAUCGUGCAUGAAGCUAAACAUGCCGGUGACGAUAUGCCUCCUCUUCCACACGCUUCGACAUGGUUUUCGCAUCUGGAAGAUCCAAACGCGACUCAAGAAGUUGAGUCUUCUCGCCGCACCCGGAAUAAUCGCAGUCCAUCACCAGCAGACUCAGAUGAGAUCGCAAUCGAACGCGAGCGCAUCUCCAGGAAGUGUCCGCUGACAUUGCUCCCCUUCCGAGACCCUGUCACGAGUACAAAGUGCCCACACAGUUUCGAGCGCGAAGCUAUUGAGAGUAUGAUUGCACAGAGCCCGUCGACUGUGCCGGCGCCCCCCUCGGCGGCAGGCGCCCCCCAUAGUCGAGCGACGCGACGUAUCCGCUCUGUCAAGUGCCCGGUGUGCUCAGUAGUGUUGACCAUGCAUGAUCUGCGGAGUGAUCCCGUGUUACUGCGGAGGGUGCGCCGUGCCGAAGCCUUGGAGCGGGAAGCGGAGGAUGAGGAUAUGGAAGCUGAUGCGUCCCAGCGGAAACGGCCUCGGAGAAGCGGAAUUACCGUAGCCAGCGAUGAUGAGGAUGAGGAUGAGGAUGAGGGUGAUGGAGAUGAGAAUCAUCGCAGCAAGCGACAAGCUACGGUCGAUCCUAUUCGAAUUAAACAGGAGAGGGCUAUAUCCAGUGCGGCCCUCGAUGAAUAG